ACACGACACAAACCACAUCAUGUUGUCCGCCCGCAAGAUCCCAAGGGCGUGUCAAUCAUGCCGGCUUCAGCUUCUAUCGCUCUUCGAGAACGGGUUCACGAACUGCGCUCCAACAAGCGCUGCACGAGCACGAUACACCACUCGAAUCCAAGCACGACCUCAAGCUCUCCCACUUCGCCAGAAUGCCUCCCGCGCAUUUUCCACGACGAGAAUCCGCGCAGAAGAACUAAAAGUCGAUCUACCGGAAUCAUCUGCAGCUACGCAAGCUGACAUUGAAGCUGUGGUGAGACAAGCCAGGCAGACAUUUGGAGAAACCCUCCCGAAGGAUUAUUUGUCAAUUGAGGAAUAUGUGAUCUACGAACGAUUGUAUGGACCGCCCUUGAGAGACACGAAACCAGAGGAUCUCGAAUAUCUACCUGAAGGAGAGGAGGAGGUGGAUCUGGAUAAGGUGCGGAAUGUGCUGUUGAGGCAGAAUGAGAUGGGUGAUUAUGAGGAGAUUGAGUUUGAUCCUGAGUUGAGUUACACUGUCACGGAUGGAGAAGCAUUUCCAGAGGAAACAGACGAGAUGUACCUGGCAAAUGAGCAGGCAUUGGCUGAGGCGGAGGAGCUGGUUGGAGAGCUUGGGCAGGCUGUGGAGGUUGAAGAGGCUGUGGAAGGUCAAGAAGAGGAACUUUUGGCUAAUGAGGAGAUUGACGAAAAUGCGAUCAGAGUUCAGGGACGGAAUCAGCGAGAAGUCGACGCCAUAGCACGAUUACAAUUGGAUAUGGAUGCAGCUUUGUCCAAACCCAUCGAAGAGGAAGAGGAAGACGAGAUUGAGGAGGAAUAUGAAGAGGAAGAGGAGGAGGAGCUAGAGGAGGACGAGGAGGAAGAUGAUGGCAUAUGGAUCAGCUCGGAUGCUGUUCGCACGCAUCCCCAUACAAUGACUGGACGAUCAGGAACGAAUCCUACGACAUUAAGCUUUCCCAAGGAGACAUUUCUAGCACCCAUUUCAGAGUUACUGGCACGCGCCGACUCGAAACAUAUAACUGAUGCUGCAGAGAGAGUGUUCGGUGGCAAGGGUCUCCCAUACUCGUCAUCUGUGCCAGCGUCGAAAAAAAUGCUUCCUCAGAAGAACAUUGGAUUGGACGCUAUGCAGCACAAGAUGAGCGAAAUCGAAGCGGAUGCAUACCUGGCAGCGGUCAUGCCUGGAACAUUCGCAUCUAUCACGAAUACGCUGGUUGAAGUCCGGAAAAGGCUUGGAGGCCAGUGGGUUCGAGAUUUGCUAUUUAGAGAAGGUGGCGAAGGUCCGCGAGUGUUGGAUGCAGGCGGUGCAGGUGCUGGAGUCAUUGCAUGGCGGGAAAUCCUCCAAGCUGAAUGGGAUGUGAUGAGAGAUGAAGGGCUUGUUAAAGGAGAACGGGUACCUCAUGGGAAGACUUCAGUCCUUACAGGCUCUUCAGCUUUACGGCAUCGGAUAUCUCGAUUCUUGGACGACACGACUUUCCUGCCACGACUACCAGAAUACAUGCCAGGUCCAUCAACCACGCCACAUGUAGACCGUAACAUCAACCAGCCAAGAAAGUCCUACGAUAUCAUUAUUGCACCGCAUACACUGUUCCCCCUCAAAGAAGACUUCCGGCGCAAGAAUAUGGUUCAGAAUCUGUGGUCUCUCCUAGAUCCUAAUGGUGGUGUUUUGAUUAUCAUUGAGAAAGGACUACCUCGUGGAUUCGAGGCCAUUGCCGGCGCUCGCUCUCUCCUGCUCGAUUCACACAUCUCGUCUCCCGGGGAAACCAGCUUUGAGAACGAAAUCCAGUCUCCGAAUUCAGAACAUUCUCGAUUCACGAAAAAGGAGGAGGGCAUGAUCAUUGCACCAUGCACAAAUCAUCUUAAAUGUCCCAUGUACCCGGUACCUGGAUUGAGUAAUGGACGAAAAGACUUCUGUCAUUUUCCCCAGAGAUUUCUUCGUCCGGACUAUCUUCAAAAGGUUCUCGGAGCAAAGAUCCGCAACCACGAAGAUGCCAAGUUCAGUUACAUCGCUGUUCGUCGAGGUGCUGACGCUCGCAAAUCAUCUCCGGGAUUUCUACAAGGCGAGGAGGCAACUUUGCAGUCCCUUGCCGGGUAUGAAGAUCAUGAUCUCCCCGAGUCUGAGGAGAUCGACAGUGAGCCGAGCGGUGUGAACUUUGAACCUAUGAACCUCCCUCGAAUUAUUCUUCCUAGUCUCAAGCGUCGUGGCCAUGUCACUCUCGACCUCUGCACCCCAUCCGGCAAACUCGAACGCUGGACUGUUCCCAGAAGUUUCAGCAAGGCCGCAUACCGCGAUGCACGCAAAUCUAGCUGGGGAGAUCUCUGGGCGUUGGGAGCGAAGACUCGAACAUUUAGAUCACCUCGUCUUGGACGGACUGGUGAGGAUGGAGGCAAGAUCAAGGGUAUCAGAGAUGGAAAAGUGGGCAAGGGAGGCAAGAAGAUGAAGAAGAAGCACUACGAUAUGAUCAUGGGUAAGGAGGGUGUGGCGGAGAUCAAAGAGGCCGGUAUGGCGAGCAGACUGGUCAAGAGGGAGAAGAGAACGAAGGGUGGUCGAAUCUGGAAGGAGCCGAAGCCGCUUGGGGAGGAUGACUUGUAAAAUGGAACGGGUGUAUAAAAGUAUGGUAUGGGAAGGCGUUGGAUGUACAACAUGAUCUCUUCUACUCUGGCCCCACGGAUGAAACUGUAUAAGAUUGUAUUAUAUGGAUGGCACAGGGAGAUGCCAGUCUCAGACCAGAUCUGAAGCAGGCCACGAGGUCAUAAAUUAAAGUCAAAUACCCCUCUUCCAUAU
Cadophora gregata is the source of this 2788-nucleotide messenger RNA. It is a transcript of the gene RSM22, whose product is annotated as 37S ribosomal protein S22. Gene Ontology annotation, molecular function: structural constituent of ribosome; methyltransferase activity. The record is from RefSeq and is a predicted model, not a curated record. Bases 20 to 2596 code for a protein of 858 amino acids. The transcript has a single exon. Gene Ontology annotation, biological process: translation. Lineage: Eukaryota; Fungi; Ascomycota; Leotiomycetes; Helotiales; Ploettnerulaceae. Gene Ontology annotation, cellular component: mitochondrial small ribosomal subunit.